Molecule: messenger RNA, 11585 nt
Organism: Eubalaena glacialis (North Atlantic right whale)
Lineage: Eukaryota; Metazoa; Chordata; Mammalia; Artiodactyla; Balaenidae
Gene: ALMS1
Product: ALMS1 centrosome and basal body associated protein
Exons: 24
Coding region: 7-11484 (3825 amino acids)
Biological process (GO): regulation of centriole replication
Cellular component (GO): centriole; cytosol; centrosome
Source: RefSeq, a predicted model, not a curated record
GCCAAUAUGGAGCCAGAGGACAUGCCGUGGCCAGGAGAGCUCGAGGAGGAGGAGGAAGAGGAGGAGGAGGCGGAGAACUUGGACGAGUACGAGUUGGUGAUGGUGGAGGAGGUGGAGGAAGAGGAGGGGCGGGAGCCGGACGCGGAUUUUAACUACGAGAGCCAGCGUCGGGAGAGUACGGACGACGAGGAGGAUGAGGAGGCCAAGGCCUGGCUGCAGGCGCACCCCGCCGGGACUUUGCCUCAGCCGUCGCUCCCGAGGCACCGCUACUCGGUGGGCGAGCUGACCAGCCCGGGGAAGGUUGUUCCAUUGACCUGUCAUGUAUGGCAACAGCCAUUAUAUCAAAACAAUAGUGGAACACAGAUUCCUGAUACUAAUGUGGUCUCUUUGGAAAAAACAGCUCAGUGGGGUUCUGGGGAUGACCAGAGAACAGAAUCUUGGCAUUAUCUUCCUCAAGAAAUGGACUCUUCCCACACCUUGGAUACAACCCAGACCAGGUUUAAUGUGAGAGAGAAAGGGACUGAAGUGACAGACUUCCCCUCUCUGGAGGAAGGUAUAUUGAUCCAAUCAGAAAACCAAGUAAAGGAGUCGAACAGAGAUCUCUUAUGUUCUCCAUUGCUAGUCAUACAAGACAAUUUCGCUUCUCCUGAUUUGCCUUUGCUGACAUGUUUGACAAAAGAUCAAGAGUUUGGGCCUGAUUCCUUGUUUCACCAAAGUGAACUAGAUUUUGCACCUCUGAGGGGAAUUCCUGGUAAGUCUGAAGACACUGAAUGGUUUUCUCGACCGUCGGAAGUUAGUGAAGCUUUAUUCCAGGCAGCCUCAGAGGUAGCUUCAAACUUAGUUAACAGUUGCUUUAGUGUAUCUCAGCACCCACUUACAGGUAGUACAGCUAUUGAGUCUCAGCGCUCUUUAUUAACUCUUGAACAAGGGACUAAAGAAGAGACUGUUUCACCUGAUACACUUGAGGAUCUGAAAACCCCCAAAGACUCUGAUAGUUAUGAUGCUCUUUAUUCAUAUAUGUCAUGGAAGACACAAGAAGUUAUACAGGAGCCAGAAACCAAUUUAGCUGAUAAAGAUCAAGUUUCCUUUUCAACUGCAUCUGAUACAAGUGAUGAAUACAUAACUCCUAAAGGAAGUGACAGUUUUGAUGCUUCUUGUUCAUAUGUGCAAUAUGGGAAACAGGAAGCUUUACAACAGUUAGAAAAAUAUUUAACCAAGGGCCUGCAGGGGAAGGCUGAAUCUGACAUCUAUACUCUGGAUGAUGAUACUGAAUGCUGUAGCCUAGAUGAAAAUGCUGUUGUAUGCAGGAAAAGAGUUGUUGAACUACAAAGAGAGAUACGUGACCAAGGUGACCUGACUGGUGAGUGCAUUAAGCUAGCAGGUUUAGAAAAUUUGCUUGAUGAUCUAGAGAUUUGUGACAGCUCCCUGCACUGGCAAUCUACUGUACAGCUGCCAUCUAAGGAAGAGAGCAGUUUUGAAGAGCCUGUAUAUCCUUCUAAUAUGGACAUUAAUCAGUCUUUUUCAUCUGUAUUGCCUCCAUUUGUUCCUCAUGAGCCAACUAGAGAGUUGGAGUAUCACUCUUCAGAUCUCAGAAUGUUGAGGGUGUCUCCUGACACUGUGCCAGGGACUCUCAAACAUUCAACAGGGGAUACGUCCAAAGGAGACAUAGCUGAAAUUCCUCAAUCCACCUUGAAACCAGGCAUCACUACCACUCCUGAAGAUUCAGACACUGUAUCUCAUUUAUCCUUGUCCCCUGAGGACUUUCCUCAGUUGGCUGGAAGGUCUCCUCAAGUGAAGAAUAUUGGUCAACAUACUGAUACUCUCAACCAACAGACAUUAGCAGACAGUCGUCUAACUGAAGAGGCUCUAAAAGUUUCAGCUGUUCCUGGGCUAGCUGACCAGAAGACUGGGAUAGCAACAGUGCCCUCUAGUUCCUACUCACAAAGAGGGAAGCCAAAUAUUUUCUACCCACAGGGUUUGCCAGACGGUCAUCUAACUGAAGAGGCUCUAAAAGUUGCAGCUGUUCCUGGACUUGGUGACCAGAAGACAAGUAUAUCUACAGUCCCUCCAAGUUCCUACUCACUUGGAGAGAAGCACAGUAUUUUCUACCCACAGGCAUUGCCAGACGGUCAUCUAACUGAAGAGGCUCUAAAAGUUGCAGCUGUUCCUGGACUUGGUGACCAGAAGACAAGUAUAUCUAUAGUCCCUCCAAGUUCCUACUCACUUGGAGAGAAGCACAGUAUUUUCUACCCACAGGCAUUGCCAGACGGUCAUCAAACUGAAGAGGGUCUGAAUGUUUCAGUUCUUCUUGGACUAGCUGAUCUAAAGACUGGAAAACCAACAGUACCGGCUAGUUCCUACUCAGUUGGAGAGGAGCCUGGUAUUUUCUACCAACAGGCCUUGCCAGGCAGUCAUCUACCAGAAGAGGCUCUGAAAGUUUCACCUUCUCCUAGACCAGUUGAUGAAAAGACUGGGUUGCCUACUGCAUCCUCUACUUCUUACUCACAUGGAGAGAAGCCUCGUAUUUUCUAUCAACAGACAUUGCCAGAACGUCAUCUAACUGAACAGGCUCUGAAAGUUUCAGCUGCUUCUGGACCCCCUGAACAGAAGACUGGGAUUCCUAUAGUAACUUCUACUUCUUACUCACAUAGAGAGAAGCUCAGUAUUUUGUGUCAGCAAGAGUUGCCAGACAGUCAUCUAACUGAACAGGCUCAGAAAGUUUCAGCUGCUCCUGGAUUGGCUGAGCAGAAGACUGGGAUUCCUACCGUACACUCUACUUCCUAUUUACAUAGAGAGAAGCCCAGUAUUGUGUACCAGCAAGAGUUACCAGACAAUCAUCUAAUUCAGCAGGUUCAGCAAGUUUCAGCUGCUCCUGGAUUGGCUGAACAGAAGACUGGGAUAUCGACAGUACCCUCUACUUCCUAUUCACAUAGAGAGAAGCCCAGUAUUGUGUACCAGCAAGAGUUACCAGACAAUCAUCUAAUUCAGCAGGUUCAGCAAGUUUCAGCUGCUCCUGGAUUGGCUGAACAGAAGACUGGGAUAUCGACAGUACCCUCUACUUCCUAUUCACAUAGAGAGAAGCCCAGUAUUUUGUACCAGCAAGAGUUACCAGACAAUCAUCUAAUUCAGCAGGUUCAGCAAGUUUCAGCUGCUCCUGGAUUGGCUGAACAGAAGACUGGGAUAUCGACAGUACCCUCUACUUCCUAUUCACAUAGAGAGAAGCCCAGUAUUUUGUACCAGCAAGAGUUGCCAGACAAUCAUGUAAUUCAAGAGGUUCAACAAGUUUCAGCUGCUCCUGGAUUGGCUGAGCAGAAGACUGGGAUUCCUAUAGUAACUUCUACUUCUUACUCACAUAGAGAGAAGCCCAGUAUUUUGUACCAGCAAGAGUUGCCAGACAGUCAUCUAACUGAACAGGCUCAGAAAGUUUCACCUGCUCCUGGACCCCCUGAGCAGAAAACUGGGAUUCCUAUAGUAACUUCUACUUCUUACUCACAUAGAGAGAAGCCCAGUAUUUUCUACCAACAGGAUUUGCCAGAUAGUCAUCUAACUAAAAAGGCUCAGAAGGUUCCAGCUCUUCCAGGACUAGCUCACCAGAAGAGUGGGACACCAAUAGCACCCCCUGCUUUCUACUCACAUAGAGGGAAGACCAGUGUUAUCUAUCAGCAGGAGUUGCCAGACAGUCAUCUAAGUGAUCAGACUCAGAAAAUUUCAGCUCUUCCUGGGCCAGUUGACCAGAACACUGGGAUACAGACAGUACCCUCUGGUUCCUACUCACAGAGGGAGAAGCCCGUUAUUUUUUACAGGCAGGAGUUGCCAGACAGUCUUCUAACUGAAGAGGCUGUAAAAGUUUCGGCUUUUCCUAGAACAGCUGACCAGAACACUGGGAUACCAACAGGGUCGUCUAGGUCCUACUCAUUUGGAGAGAAGCCAGGUGGUUUUUUCUACCAGCAGGUGUUACCAGAUAGUAAUCUAAGUGAAGAGGCUCUGAAAGUUUCACCUGCGUCUAGACCAAGUGACCAGAAGACUGGUAUACUCUCAGUACCUGCUAGUUCCUACUCACAUAGAGAGAAGCGCAGUAUUUUCUACCCACAAGCCUUGCCUGGCAGUCAUCUAUCUGAAGAGGCUCUGAAAGAUUCAGCUAUUUCUGGACUAGCUGAUCAGAAGACUGGGACAUCCGAAUCUUCUGGUUCUUACUCACAUAGAGAGAAAUCCAGUGUUUUCUACCAACAGGAGUUGCCAGAUAGUCAUCUAACUGGAGAGGCCCGGAAAGUUUCAGGUGUUACUGGAACAGGUGACCAGAAGACUGGGAUACCUAUAUUAACCUCUAAUUCCUACUUACAUAAAGAGAAGCCCAUUAUUUUCUACCAGCAGGCCUUACCAGAUAGAUAUCUUACUGAAGAGGCUCUGAAUGUUUCAGCUGCUCCCGGACCAGCUGACCAGAAGACUGGGAUACCUGCAGUACCAUCUAGUUCCUAUUCAUAUAGAGAGAAGCCCAUCAUUUCUUACCAGCAAGAGUUGCCAGAUCUUACUCAAGUGGCUUUAAAAGUUUUAGAGGUUCCUGGACCAGCUGACCAGAAGAUUGGGAUACCAGCAAUAAUCUCUACUUCUUCCUCAUAUGGAGAGAAGCCCAUCAUUUCUUACCAGCAAGAGUUGCCAGAUCCUAAGGAAGAUGCUUUAAAACGUUUAGAGCUUCCUGGACAAGCAGACCAGACCACUGGUAUGCGAACUGUGCCCCCUACUUCCUAUUCACAUAGAGAGAGCCCCAUCUUUUCUUACCAGAAGGAGUUGCCAGAUAUUACUGAAGAAACUUUGAAAGUUUCAGCUGUUCCUGGACCAGCUGACCAGAGGAUUGGGAUACAAAUAGUCCCCUCUAGUUCCUACUCAUAUAGAGAGAAGGCCGAUGUUUUUUACCAGCAGGAAUUGCCAGAUCUUACUGAAGAAACUUUAAAAGUUUUUACUCUUCCUGGACCAGCUGACCAGAACGCUGAGAUACCAACAGGGCCUUCUAGUUCUUACUCACAUAAAGAGAAACUCAAGAUUUUACCAGAUGACCAGAAGGCUGAGUUACUAUCAGCUCCCCUUAGUUCCUACUCACAUAGAGAAAAGCCUGAGACUUCAACUGUGAUUGGACCAGAUGACCAGAAGACUCCAUUACUCACAGGUUUUCCUAAUUCUUAUUCUCAGAGAGUAAAGCCCAGUAUUUUCUUUCAACAGCAGUUGCCAGAUGGACAUCAAAGUGGAGAUAUUCUUAAGAUUUCACCUGUUCCUGAACCAACUGAUGUGAAUUCUUGGAUACAAAUACCUCUUUCUAGUUCCUAUUCACAGAGAGAGAAAUCUAAUAUUUUCUACCCAGAGGAAUUGCCAGACAAACAUCUCACUGAAGAUUCACUGAAGGUUUCAACAGUUCCUGGACCAGCUGACCAAAAAACUGUGUUACCAGCAGUUCCUCCUAGUUCCUUUUCACUUAGAGAGAAACCAAUUCUUUUCUACCAACAGGAUUUGCCAGACAGACAUCUAACUGAAAAUGACCUGAAGUUCUCAAGUAGUCUUGGGCAAGCUGGUCAGAUUACUGGGUUAUCAACAGUUCCCCCUAGUACUUAUUCACAUAGUGAGAAGCACAAACUUGUUUCAGACCAUGUCCAAAGGCUGAUAGAUAAUUUGGAUUCUUCUAACGCCAGUGUUAUCUCAAACAAUAUGCCUUUAAAUUCUCAGGCUGAUGGUAGAGUUGUAAUAAAUAAGCCAGAAUCUUCAGGUUUUGAAGAUGUUGGCUCUAAGGAAAUCCAGGAUACGGAAAACAGUUCCAAAACUCUUAAAGAGGUUCAGACACUUUUAAUGGAAGCAGAAAAUAUAGCACUGAGACGAUGCAAUUUUCCUGUUCCCCUUGUCCCUUUCAGAGAUGUUAGUGAUAUCUCAUUUAUACAAUCUAAGAAGGUGGUUUGCUUCAAAGAACCCCCCACAACUGAUGCAUCUAAUGGUGAUUUGUCUCAGAGACAGCCAUUCACAGAAGAAAGCCCAAGCAACAAGUGCAUACAGAAGGAUAUUAGCACACAGACGAAUCUGAAAUGCCAGAGAGGCACUGAAAAUUGGGAGUUUAUUAGUUCAACUACAGUUAGAAGUCCUUUACAGGAAGCAGAAAGCAAAGCCAGAGUGGCAUUAGACGAAACCCUUAGGCAAUAUAAAGCAGCCAGAUCUGUAAUGAGAUCUGACCCUGAAGGGUAUAGUAGAACCAUUGAGAAUAAGAUUGUUAUUCCUAUGAUGACUGUCAUUAAAAGUGAUUCAAGUAGUGAUGCAAGUUCCUGCUCAUGGGACAGUAAUUCCUUGGAGUCAGUUUCUGAUGUGCUUCUAAACUUCUUUCCAUAUUCUUCACCCAAGACAAGCAUGACAGAUAGCAGAGAGGAAGAGGGUGUGUUAGAGAGUGACGAUGGUGGUGGUAGCAGUGUAGAUUCACUGGCUGCACAUGUGAAAAACCUUCUGAAAUGUGAAUCCUCAUUGAACCGUGCUAAACAAAUACUCAGAAAUGCAGAGGAGGAGGAAUCUCGGGUACGGGCACGAGCCUGGAAUCUGAAGUUUAAUAUGGCUCAUGAGUGUGGCUACUCCAUUUCAGAAUUAAAUGAAGAUGACAGGAGAAAAGUAGAAGAGAUCAAAGCAAAGUUGUUUGGUCAUGGGAGAACAACUGACUUGCCCAAGGGUUUACAGAGUCCACAGGGAAUAGGAUGCAAGCCAGAAGCUGUAUGUAGUCACAUUAUUAUUGAGAGCCAUGAAAAAGGAUGUUUCAGGACUCUAACAGCUGAACGGCCACAAUUGGACAGCCACCCUUGUGUUUUCAGAUCUGCUGAACCCUCAGAAAUGAUCAGAGGACAACGGAGCCCAUCAUCAUGGACAACCAGGCACAUCAACCUUGCCAAGUCACUGGACCAGAACAACUCCCAUUUCAAAGUUUGGAAUUCAUUGCAGUUACAAAGUCGUUCCCCAUUUCAAAACUUUAUAGGUGAUGACUUGAAAAUUAGCAAGGGUCUUCGAAUGCCAUUCCGUGAAAAGUUGGACCCUUGGCUGUCAGAAUUAGUAGAACCUGCUUGUAUGCCACCUGAAGAAAUGGAUUGUCAGUCUUCAUCACAAAUGCUGCCCCCAGAACCCAUGAAAAAGUUUACUACCUCCAUCACUUUCUCAUCUCACCGACAUUCUAAAUGCUUUUCAGAUUCCUCUUUUCUUAAGGUUGGUGUUACUGAAGGUAGCCAGUGUACUGGAGCAUCUGUGGGGGUAGUUAAUUCUCAUAUCACUGAAGAGCAAAAUCCUAGAGAUCUAAAAGAGAAAACCUCUUCCCCUUCAUCAUUUAAAAUCAUUAGUCAGUCACCAGAUAAAACUGUGACUAUUAUAGCAGAAAAUAGUAGGGAAAGCCAAAAAUUAUCUGUUGAACAUUCUCACCAAGAAGAAAAACCCUUAGAAAGAUCAGAUUUUAAAGGCAGUCAUUAUAAGCCCAGUACCAGUGCAAAUGAUAGCAAUUUCAAGGAAGUUCAUUUUUCUGAUGACGAUACUCUCAUUAGCAUGGGCAGACCAAGUUCCACACUAGGAGUAAAAGAGAAGAAUGUAACUAUAACUCCAGAUCUUCCUUCGAACAUUUUUCUUGAACAAGAGCUCUUUGAACAAAGCAAAGCCUCACAUGCAGAUCACCGUGUGAGAAAACACAAUUCUCCCCCUCCUCAACAUCAGGAUUAUGUAGCUCCAAAUCUCCCUUGUCGUAUUUUUCUUGAAAAACGAGAACUCUUUAAACAAAGCAAGACCCAACAUAAAGAUAAUCAGUUGAGAGAAAACCACUCUCCCCUUCCUCAAAGUCAGGAUUAUAUAGCUUCAGACCUUCCUUCUCCCAUUUUUCUUGAACAACGUCAGCUCUUUGAGCAAAGCAAAGCCCCAGAUGUAGAUCACCACAUGGGAAAACACCAUUCUCCCCUUCCUCAAGGUCAGGAUUGUAUAGUAGAAAAGAAUAAUGAACAUAAGCCUAAAUUACACAUUUCUGAUAUGAUAAAUGUUGAAGCCAAAUUCAGUGAUGUGGCCUCCCCAUCAGCACCAAAUCAAUGUACAGUAGUAACAUCUGCAUCUACUCCACCUUCAAAUAGAAAAGCACUUUCUUGUGUUCGUAUAACUCUUUGUCCCAAGACUCCUUCCAAGUUGGAUAGUGGAACCUUAGAUAAAAGAUUUCAUUCAUUGGAUCCUGCCUCUAAAACAAGGAUGAAUAGUGAGUUUAACUCUGACCUACAGACUGUAUCUUCAGAAUCAUUGGAACCAACCUCCAAAUUAUUGACCAGUAAACCUGUAGCACAGGAUCAAGAAUCUUUAGGUUUUCUAGGACCUAAAUCUUCACUGGACUUCCAAGUUGUACAGUCUCCUCUUCCAGAUAGUAAUAUUAUUUCUCAGGACUUGAAAACCAUACCUUUUCAGAAUAGCCAGAUAGUAACCUCAAGGCAAACACAAGUGAACAUUUCAGAUUUGGAAGGAUAUUCCAAUCCAGAAGGGACUCCGGUAUCUGCAGUUCGAUCACCAAAGGAGAUUAAGACCCCGUUUUCUCCCUUCUCUGGAAAAUUAUCAUCUGAUGCAGUCACUCAGAUAACAACAGAAAGUCCAGGAAAAGCCAUGUUUUCAUCUGAGAUUUUUGUUAAUGCUGAAGAUCGUGGACAUGAUAUUCCAGAGCUCAGUACACAGAAGUUGGGCAAAGUUCCUGUCAAGUUUGCUUCACCAUCUUCAGUCCAACAGAUUACUGUUCCUCAUGGCACAGAUGGCCAGCCUUUACUGUUGCCAUAUAAGCCUUCUGGUAGUACAAAGAUGUACUAUGUUCCCCAGUUAAGACAAAUUCCUUCAUCUCUGGAUUCCAAGUCAGACACCACCAUUGAGAGCUCACACUCAGGAUCCAAUGAUGCCAUUGCUCCAGACUUCCCAGCUCAGGCGCUAGGCACAAGGGAUGAGGACGUGGCAGACACUGUUAACAUUAAACAUAAAGAGGGGAUCUACAGUAAGAGGGUGGUAACUAAGGCAUCCUUGUCAAUGGGGGAAAAACACUUUCAGAAAGAUAAUGCAGAUGCUCAAGUUCAAGUUCUCAUCACUGGGGAUGAGGACCUCUCAGACAAAAACCAAAAAAAGGAGAUCUACAGUAAAAGGGCAGUGACCGAGGCUGCUCGAUCUGAAGAAAAAGAAUCCUUGCAGAAAGACACUACAGGUUCCAGUGCUGCUGCUGCUUCAGAGCAGUCAGCUCAACUACAAGACACGAAGAUUGAUAAUCUACCAGACACUAAAGCCAUUAAACAGGAAGAGGAGAUCCACAGUAAGAGGACAGUUCCUAAGGAAGCCUGGCCCGAAGAGAAGAAAUCCUUGCAAAUAGAUAUUGCAGAGUCCAGAUGUCAUUCAGAAUUUGAAAAUACCACCCAUUCUGUCUUCAGGUCAGCUAAGUUUUACUUUCAUCAUCCAGUGCACCUACCAAGUGAUCAAGAUUUUUGCCAUGAACCCUUAGGAAGAAGAGUUUUCAUGAGGCAUUCUUGGAAAGAUUCCUUUCAGCAUCAUCCAGACAAACAAAGAGAACACACUUUUCUUCCUUCCUCUUAUCAAAAUGUGGCAAAGACAAAGUCAGAUUUUACCACAAUAGAGCGCCUCAGUAUCAAUGUAAACUUGGAAAACAAAGAAGUACAGCAUACUACUAAAAGUCAGGCUAGAGAUUUUCCAAAAUAUGACAAACAAGUUAAUGACCUAAAAAGGGAUCAUAAGGCCACCCCAGAGUUAGCAGCUCAGCACACUGUGAGUUUAAAUGAACUCUGGAACAGGUAUCAGGAGCGACAGAGGCAACAGAAACCUCCUGAGUUCAGUGCCAAGAAGGAACUUUCCUUGGUGGAGCGACUUGAUCGUUUGGCGAAACUUCUUCAACAUCCCAUCACACAUUCUCUGCAGCCCUCAGAAAGUACACAGGAUGAUAGCAAGGGGGAACAGGAUGUUAAGGAAUGCAGUGGUAGACAGCAACAGCAGAACAACAAGCUUCAGAAAAAGAAACGGUAUAAAAGCCUGGAGAAAUGCCAUAAAAACACAGGUGAUCUUAAAAAAAACAAGGUUCUUUCUACUCAUCAAGCUGGGAGGUCCAAUCAGAUUAAAAUUGAACAGAUUAAAUUUGAUAAAUAUAUUCUGAGAAAACAGCCAGGUUUUCAUUAUAUAAAUAACACUUCUUCAGAUUCUAGACACUCAGAGGAGAGUGAGCUGCUCACAGAUACUGCCACCAACAUCCUUUCCACCACCACUUCUGUGGAAUCAGAUAUAUUGACCCAAACAGAUAAGGAAGUGACUCUGCAUGAGAGGAGCAGCUCUAUUUCCACCAUUGAUACUGCCCGACUGAUCCAUGCUUUUGGCCAUGAAAGAGUUUGUUUGUCACCCAGGCGAAUUAAAUUAUACAGCAGCAUCACCGACCAUCAGAGGAGAUACCUUGAGAAGCGGAGCAAGAAAAACAAGAAACCAUUGAAUACAGGUUAUCCCCAAAUUACUUCAGAGCACAACAGAAGGAAACACGUCCAGGUGACAGACCAUAUUUCUUCUGACUCUGUUUCGUCUUCUACCAGCAGUUUCUGGAGCUCGAGCUCUACCCUUUGCAACAAGCAAAAUGUACAUAUGUUAAAUAAGGGCAUACAAGCAGGUACCUUGGAGAUUGUGAAUGGUGUCAGAAAACACACUCGAGAUGUUGGAAUGACUUUCCCAACUCCAAGUUCUAGCGAGGCUAGAGUAGAAGAGGACAGUGAUGUGACUUCUUGGUCAGAAGAAAAGAUAGAAGAGAAAAGGCUCCUUACCAAUUAUCUUGGGGACAGAAAGUUAAGGAAGAAUAAGCAGAGCUGCUGGGAAGGAGUUUCAUGGUUUGUUCCUGUGGAAAAUGUGAAGUCUGGUCCUAAGAAGGAAAACCUGCCCAAGUUUCAUGGCCCUGGUGUCUCCUGGUUUGCACCAAUAACCAACACCACACCUUGGAGGGAGCCACUACAGGAACAGAACUGGCAAGGACAGCACAUGGACAGCCACAGUUCACUAGCAGGCCCAGGCAGAGAUCCACUGAAGCCAUUUGUGAGAGCAACCCUACAGGAAUCACUGCAACUUCACAGACCUGACUUCAUCUCCCGCUCUGGGGAACGGAUAAAGCGCCUGAAGUUUAUAGUCCAGGAGAGGAAGCUGCAGAACAUGUUACAGAGUGAACGGGAGGCACUGUUCAACACUGUGCGAGGAUGGCAGGGCCACCGGGAUGCCACGCACAUGCUCCCUGAGAGAGGCUUCCUGGCUGCCCAAAAGAAAAGGCCUGUUGGAAAGAAGGAAAUGAUUCAGCGGUCUAAAUGGAUUUAUGAACAGCUUCCAGAAGUACAGAAAAAGAGAGAAGAGGAAAAGAGGAGAUCGGAAUAUAAGUCAUACCGGCUGCGAGCCCAGCUAUAUAAAAAGAAAGUGACCAAUCAACUCUUGGGGAGAAAAGUUCCUUGGAACUGACAUAAGAGUAUUUACCUCAGAGCCUUGGAAUUAUAUUUUAUCAGCCUGGAGGAGCACAAUCCUUACUUUUAUGAGUCUGGUUUAAUAAAACUUAUCUUGUU